This is a messenger RNA of Soboliphyme baturini, 1302 nucleotides long. Lineage: Eukaryota; Metazoa; Nematoda; Enoplea; Dioctophymatida; Soboliphymatidae. The record is from the annotation of a GenBank genome assembly.
AUGGCACUGGUUACGUUCUACUUAGCUUAUAAAGUAGAGUACGAACCGGCGAUUAGAGCAACAGCACAAGAUGUCGCAUUCAUCAUGUUUUCGAGCGGAACUACGGCUGACCCAAAAGGCAUUCCGAUUAGUCACGCGAACGUGAUUGCGGCUACCGCGGCUCAGUCUGCUGUGAUUCCGAAUGUCAGCCUUGAUGAUGUUUAUAUUGGUUACCUGCCAUUGGCGCACAUCUUGGAGUUUGACGCCGAGUUUUGCUGUCUGGCAAAUGGAGUCCGUAUCGGCUACAGCUCACCGCUGACUUUAACGGAUAACGCGAGUAAAAUAAAGCGAGGCGCCAGAGGUGAUUGUGCGGUACUGAACCCGACGUUGAUUGCAACCGUCCCGACCGUUAUGGAUCGUAUCUACAAAGCGGUAAUCGGGAAAUUGCAAAACAGCAGUCAUUUGCGUCAGGCCAUUUUUGAAUUUGUGUACGAGCUUAAGCGAAGUCGACUAGAGUCUGGAUAUUCUACUCCAUUCCUCAACAGAUUGAUCUUCUCACAUAUCAGCAACAUUCUUGGCAAUAGAGUAAGGCUCAUCCUUAGCGGCGGGGCGCCACUGAACCCGGAAACGCAGCGUUUCAUCAACAUCUGCUUCUGUUGCCCAGUUGGUCAGGGUUACGGUCUGACCGAAACGUGCGGUGCUGGAACGAUUUGUCACAGCGAUGAUCUGACUACCGGUCGAGUUGGUUCGCCUUUGGCAUGUAACGACAUCAUGUUGCGCAACUGGAACGAAGGCGGAUACAUGAUUCAGAAUAAACCACACCCGCAGGGCGAGAUCUUGAUCAGUGGCGCGAAUGUUAUCAAAGGAUACCUGGCCAAUUCAGGAAGCGCUGCCGACUUCAUUGAAAUCGAUGGUCGAACCUGGUUCUGCUCUGGGGACAUCGGCGAAUUCUACAGCGACGGUUGUUUGAAAAUCAUAGAUCGGAGGAAAGACCUGAUUAAACUUCAGCAUGGCGAAUACGUUUCUGUCGCAAGGGUGGAAACUGUUUUGCUCACCUGUCCUUUGAUUGACUAUGUCUGCGUUUAUGGCAAUUCAUUGUAUUCUUAUCUCGUCGCUAUCGUUGUUCCUAACCAGAAGAAUCUUACAGAAUUUGCGAAGGAGGUAAGCAAUAAGUUGUUGAAAUAUGAAGUUCCUCAGAAGUUCUACCUCUGUAAAGAGAAAUGGACGGCGGAAAUGGGACUUUUGACCGAUGCGUUGAAACUUAAACGGAAAGCGAUCGAAAACUUCUAUAAAGACGUUCUCGAAUCUCUGUAUGCAUUAUAG